Pediculus humanus corporis (human body louse) is the source of this 1083-nucleotide messenger RNA. RefSeq lists its product as uncharacterized. Gene Ontology annotation, biological process: intracellular zinc ion homeostasis; zinc ion transmembrane transport. Lineage: Eukaryota; Metazoa; Arthropoda; Insecta; Psocodea; Pediculidae. The coding region runs from base 1 to 1083 and encodes 360 amino acids. The record is from RefSeq and is a predicted model, not a curated record. Gene Ontology annotation, molecular function: zinc ion transmembrane transporter activity. Gene Ontology annotation, cellular component: membrane. The transcript is spliced from 4 exons.
AUGAAUUUUUACGAAGAAAUAUCCAAUUAUUCAUUUAUAAAAAAUAAUAAAUUUGAUAAUGUUUUUUGUGAUUUAUCUGAAACUCCUUUACCAGAAUUUCUAUUAAAAUUAUUUAAUAGUGUUAAUUAUUGUCCAUGGAUUUUUUCUUUAAUCGGUUCUAUGUUAGUGGGCCUUAGUGGAAUUUUCCCUCUUUUAGUCAUUCCUGUCGAAGAUGGAGAAAAAUUAAAAUUUGGGGCCGGAGCAAACAGACUGAGAAUUCUUUUAAGUUUUGCUGUCGGAGGUUUAUUGGGUGAUGUAUUUUUACAUUUGUUACCCGAAGCAUGGGAAAAUGGAUUAAAAUCAGGUGGAGGAGGAAAAGAUGAUCAUUCUCAUCCGUCCUUGUUCAGCGGUGUUUGGGUCCUUGUCGGAAUGUUAGUUUUCGUCAUAGUUGAAAAAAUAUCAUCGAGUUUAAAAUUAGAAGAAGGCGGUGAAAACGAUAAAGAAAAAAUAAUAAUAAAAAAUAAAGUUAAGGUGGUGAGAACGGAAAAGAAUAGUUCGCAAUCGUGCACAAACAACAACAACAACAACAACAGCAGCAGCGACAAGAGUUUGUCGUGCAACGGAAUCGUUAGGAACAAACCGGAAACGGAAAAUCAUUAUCACAUAAGCGGAUACCUUAAUUUGAUGGCAAAUUCCGUGGAUAAUUUCACACACGGUUUAGCCAUCGGCGGUUCUUUUUCCAUUUCUUUCAAAAUGGGCGUCCUGUCGACUUUUGCCAUUUUAAUACACGAGUUACCCCACGAAAUCGGAGAUUUUGCCAUAUUAUUAAAGUCUGGAUUUUCGCGGCGGGACGCGGCCAAAGCUCAAAUAUGCACGGCUUUAGCCGGUAUCCUGGGAUCAAUGUUUGCCGUUUUAUACGGUUCGUCUCAAUCCAUAACAUCAUGGAUACUACCAUUCACGGCUGGAGGAUUUCUUCACAUAGCUUUAGUAACGGUUCUUCCCGAACUCGUGGAAGAAGAAUCGAAAUCGGAAAGUUGCAAACAAAUGGGUUCACUUUUUUUCGGUAUUGGUGUCAUGGCGUUUCUCAUUGCUUUCUUCGAGUGA